AUGGCUCCUGAAUUGAAAUCAGUCAAGGCUGAUGCUCCUCCUUCUGUUGUUGAAGAAUUCGUCAGUCCUGUAUCACCAACUAAAAAUGUUGAUGAUGGAAACGUCACUUCUCUAUUUGAUCCCUCUAUUAUUUCAAUUGCAACUGAAACUGUAACCCCCGAUGUCUCAAUAGUUAACAGUGAUGUUCUAAUAAGCAAUCAUGCCGAUUCUGGGAACGCGACUGUGGGUAGUAAAAUCCAGGCUACCAUACUUGGCCGAUAUGUGAAAGAUUUCAUGGAUUUCUUCAAAGAAGGUUGUGUAAGGAAGUUGUCACGUUUUGAUCAUUCUCUGAACAUAAGUGGUGGAUUCCAACGUGCUAAACAUGAAUACAAAAUUCUAUUCGAAUCAAAGACACUGGUUGAAUCUGUGAUUGUUCUUGACAUUGACAUGCCUUUUCAUGUAUUUGAUUUUACACCCUUUGCAGAAGUCUCAAAUUUAGUGGCUAACUUUGGUUAUUGUUUUGAUCUGACAAGACACCUUAUUGCAUAUAGUGAUCCUAUUGUUGACUACGGCAAAAAGAGAAUUUCUGUUGAGCUUGAAGAUGAAAGGCUGGAUGUGUCUAAUUACAACAUACGCAACAGCAACAGUGAGAUAUCAGUUGCUAGGGUGACUACUGAAUCAGACAUUAUUAAGAAAUAUCUAAAUGAUAUCUCUGAAGACCAGGAAAUUGAUCCUGAGAUGAUCGCAGAAUUUUAUCAAAAUUUAACACCUACACAGGAUAGCACUGCUAAGACUGCCAUCUCCUGCACUGAUGACACAGACAUGGGAUUUCUGGGAGACCACAUGGCAGAUAGUCCUCCUCUGAAGAAUAAGAUAGCAACUAGUGGCGGUGAAGAGAGUGUCAAAUCCAAUGCCCACAAGCGUAUCCCUCUGGUCAGUGCUCUACCACAAAAUAACAACUCCCUUCAAGAAAUUCAAGUUGUAAGCAACAAUGGUCAAUUCACUGUCACAUGUGGUCUGAAUUAUCGUCAUACUACUAUUGUGUUUGCUGGGAAGUCGUGGGUCAAUUUUGUCAUAGCACAUAAAUUGCUCACUUAUUAUGCUAUGUAUAUAACUGUUCAAGAACCAGGGUUGCUUCAAGUUUUAAUUUUUGACCGAGAUCAUAAUCUCAUCAACAAUUCAGUUCCACAAUUAGCCUGGGAUAACUUCAAAGAUAUUAAAGACAGAAUGAUUAUACCAAGGAUGUUUAGUGAAAUUCUGAUGGAAGACCAUGUGGUGAAUCAUUCAGAUUCUUCAUUUUGGUCUAUUGACUAUGGUGAAUACGCAUCUACAAUUGAUAUUGAUUACGAAGAAGGAACAUCCGAUAGCAAAAUUGUACUUGCUGGAACUGAAUGGAAGAAAUUGUUCUCUGAUCAUGAGGAUAACUUAAGGAAGCAACAUGUGCAACUUUGA
This is a messenger RNA of Oldenlandia corymbosa var. corymbosa, 1431 nucleotides long. NCBI's taxonomy places the organism in Eukaryota, Viridiplantae, Streptophyta, Magnoliopsida, Gentianales, Rubiaceae. The record is from the annotation of a GenBank genome assembly.